Messenger RNA from Plenodomus lingam JN3, 4392 nucleotides. Lineage: Eukaryota; Fungi; Ascomycota; Dothideomycetes; Pleosporales; Leptosphaeriaceae. The record is from RefSeq and is a predicted model, not a curated record.
AUGCCAAUAGACGCCACCUGCCACUGUGUCCUUUCCUGUUCUGUUUUGUUCUGUUUGUUGUUUCCCCCCACUCGUUUCUCAGCCGAGGCUCACAUGUCCGGCGGCUCGUCUCCUCGCCUAUCGAGCGUCCAAGCCUCGAGCUCAGAUGGGAGCCCAUGGGAAGGCUCCUUUCCAUCUCCAAAAUGCGGGGAAAUGCCCUUGUCUUUUCAGACCACUGAGCAUCGUCACCCCCACCCCAUCCGAGCCACAUUCCCACCGAACAUGCCAACCUUGUCGUCCACCACGCUUCCCUCUGAGCCGGUCUCACCCAAAGCCACUCCCUUACCCCCGCUGCCCUCAGAAGAUCCGCUGACUCCCGCACAAUGGAAAACCCUACUGGCCAUGUUAGAUGCUGUCGUGCCGGCGAUCAAGCCUGUCUCCACCGCCAAUCCGCGCAUCGAGCUCGCCGUGCCAGAUGGCGAAUACUCGACCGCCGUGACCAAGCUCAGAAGCCUGGCACCCGACACCGAUCCCAACGCCGACGAGGCAGUCACAGAAUAUCUCGAGGACCAUGCCAGCAAGAACCCCUUGUUCAAACAGCAGCUGCAACGGCUCUUUGGAGUAUACAUGCCACAGAGCCAAAGAAAGGAACUAUGCAUGCUGCUCACCGUCCUCGACACAACACCCGGCUCUCUCGCCCUGACUGGCCAUGUCACGCCCAUCAGCUCCCAGCCCAUUCACGUGCGCGAACGCAUCAUCCAAGGCUGGGCAAAAGCCCGCCUGCCUCCUAUGCGCACCAUUCACCGCUCUUUGACCAUGCUUGCAAAGCAAACUUGGAUCCAGAUUAGUCCUACCAUUCGUCGCCUCAUUGGCGUGCCCCGCGUCCCGACUGGCAUGCGCCCUGGAAAGGGCUUCGACUAUGAGUUUCUCCAGUUCCCGCCGGGGGACAAGCCCGAGGUCAUCGAGACGGAUGUGGUGAUUGUGGGUAGCGGGUGUGGAGGGGGUGUGUGUGCGAAGAAUCUGUCGGAAGCUGGGCACAGGGUGGUUGUGGUGGAAAAGGCAUAUCAUUGGACGCCGGAUCAUUUCCCCAUGAGCGAGGACAAGGGCUGGAACCACUUGUUCAUGAGUGGCGCCUUCAUCUCGAGUGACGACUCUUCGCUCAGUGUUGUCGCCGGUCAGGCGUGGGGCGGGGGAGGGACGGUGAACUGGUCUGCCUCACUGCAGACCCAAGGCUUCGUUCGUCGAGAAUGGGCCGCCAAGGGCCUGCCCUUCUUCACCUCUGCGGAAUUUCAGGAGUCGCUGGAUCGAGUAUGUGCCCGGAUGGGGGUAUCCACCAAUCACAUCAAGCACAACCGCGGCAACGAGAUGCUCCUCGAGGGCGCGCGCAAACUGGGCUGGUCCCACAAAGCCGUGCCCCAAAACACCGGCGGUCACCAACACGACUGCGGCUACUGUACCUUUGGCUGUGGCUCCUGCGAGAAACAAGGACCCGCCGUGUCCUUUCUCCCGGACGCUGCGCGCGCAGGCGCCCAGUUCAUCGAGGGCUUCCACGCCGAGAAGAUUCUCUUUUCCGACCACAAGGGCACAAAGACCGCCACAGCCGUCCAGGGCACAUGGGUCUCGCGCGACAGCAACGGCGGCGUCGCGGGACCACCCCUCGUGCGCCGCAACGUCCUCAUCAAGGCAAGACGCAUCAUCGUCUCCGCGGGAACCAUGCAAUCCCCCCUCCUCCUCCUGCGCUCCGGUCUCACAAACCCGCACAUUGGACGGAACCUCUACGUGCACCCGGUCAUGGUCCUCGGCGCGAUUCACAACGAGGUCAUCAAGCCAUGGGAAGGCGCCAUCCUGACGGCGGUAGUAGGCGAGUACGAAAACCUGGACGGCAAAGGCCACGGCGUCAAGCUCGAAGCCACAAACAUGAUUCCCUCCUCCUGGCUCAUGUGGCUCGACUGGAAAUCCGCGCUCGGCUACAAACUCGACGCCGCACGCUUACGACACAUGGCCGGAUACAUUGCCAUUGCCCGCGACCGCGAUCCAGGCCGCGUCUACCCCGACCCCGUCGACGGCCGCGUCCGCUUCCAAUACACACCCACCGCCUUUGACAAGCGCAGUAUCCUCGAAGGCCUCGUCGCCCUCGCUAACAUCCAAUACAUUGAAGGCGCUUCCGAAAUCUUCACCGUCCUCCCCGGCACACCUCCUUUUAUCCGCGACCCAGCCACCCCUUGCUCCCCCGCCGGCAUCAACGAUGCCCGCUUCCAAACCUGGCUCGACGGGAUUCGAAAGCGCGGGUUCCCCCCCGAAGCCGUCUUCGUUUCCGCACACCAGAUGGGUACUUGUCGCAUGAGUAGGCUGCCCCGUGAUGGCGUUGUUGAUCCAGAGGGUGCGGUUUGGGGGACCAGGGGGUUGUACGUUGCCGAUGCGAGUGUGUUUCCUAGUGCGAGUGGGGUGAAUCCCAUGGUGACGAAUUUGGCGGUUAGUGAUAUGGUUAGUCGGCGGGUCGGGGGUGGGUUGGCGAGGGCGGAGGGGGCAAGGUUUCCUACUACUGCUGCUGCUGCCAUCCUUCCCAAAUCACCCCCACUCCCACCCAGGACCAGGUUGCUCGGUAUUACGACUACCAUUCAAUUGACGAGGAGGACGGAGAGGGCGAUAUCAUGCAUGGAAUUCCUACACCGCGCCAUCCUCAGCCUCAGCCUCGCCGUUAUUUCUAGGCUGGCGCUAGAGAAGGGUUGGUGGUGGAUGUGUGAGGUGGUCUGGGCUGGUGACGUCAUGUGCCUGUUGCGGGGAGUGGCGGGUAUGGCGGGUAUGGCGGGUAUGGCGGGUGGCUUUGGCUUUGGCUUUGGGCUCUGGCUUUGGGCUUACGAUUCAACAGUGCCAUCUAUGCAGUCGAGCAUUUCGAUGCCCAAAAUACAGACGUGGCGUGGCUUGUUGGACAGUACUGAGGCUGUUGGGCUUGGCCUGUUCGAGGCAGAUGGCCUGCAAGCAAGAAAAGUGGGCAAGGCUCGAGAUGUGGGAAUGAGGGUUGCGCCUUGCGCCCUGUGGGAUUGUGAAGCGCGCGGUGCGAGAUGGAAUGGAGAACGAGCUGGAUGGGUGGAUGAGGGGACGAGUGUACAAGAGGGAGGCGAGAGUUUGGGUCAUGGAGCACGCACGCCAUGGUGGAACAGCGUUGUGACUUCUUCACAUGCUCGAUGGCUUUUGUUUCGUCAUACCCACUUUGCAUCACGCCCACCACCUACCGGUACCGUGUUGGGCUCGACCUGGCUCGCGCUUGUGAAAUACAUAUCCUGGCUAUACACACACCGACUCUCAUCAACCAACACAACCACCACCACCCACACCCACACCCACACCCACACCCACACCCACACCCACACCCACACCCACACCCACACCCACACCCACACCCACACCCACACCCACACCAUGACCCACACCCACACCCACACCAUGACCAGCGUCCUCAAGGGCGGCUUCGGCGCCCCAACCAACCACGCAAACAACAAUGCCAACACGGGCGGCACAGAAUUCCUCAACGUCAUACCACCCCUCGGCAGCGCCCUCGACGGCUACGACAACACCAAGCCAUGCAGUCAGCAGACCAUGCACGUCCCCCAGGCCUUUCGCGACGCCAUGGCGGUGCGCGAACACGUCUACGGCGAGCAAGGCGUGCCCCUUGAAGCCGAAUUCGACCAAGACGACGCCCGCAGCUGGCACUGGGUCGCCUAUGCCUCUGUUGCUGCUCACUCUUCCACCCCGCCAAAGAGGCUGCGCACGACUUCGCAUUCCAAUACGCCUGCGGAUGAUGCCCGUCGUGCUUCUGCUACGGCUUCUAGAGUCCCUGUGGCUACGAUUCGUUUGAUCCCACCGCCCCACCGCCCAAACAAAUACACCGCCCUCACCACAACGACCACCAAAACCACACCCAAACCCCACGACAAGCCCCACGACAAGCCCCACGACAAGCACCCCGACGCAGAUGCCCCCGACUCCAUUGCCCAAGACCAUCAUCCGCUAGAGCCAUACGUCAAGCUCGGCCGACUCGCGGUCCUAAAGCCCUACCGCGGCCUCGGCCUCGCCAAACUCCUCAUCAACACCGCCCUCGACUUCGCCACCUCCAACCCCGACAAAAUCUACAGACCGCCGUCGCCGACCGCGCUCGAAAAGGCACAGAUGCAGGGCAUCCACCGCGAAAAGGAAAUCACCUGGCAGGGCCUCGUCAUGGUUCACGCCCAGGCUCCUCUGGCGGCCAUGUGGGAGAAACAUGGGUUCCAUGAGGAGCUGAGGAAUGAAGAGGGUGAGCCCGAGGUCUCGCCGGAGCCGCAUUGGGUGGAGGAGGGGAUUGAGCAUGUUGGCAUGUGGAAGCGGUUACCGGUGGAGAAGCGCAAGAGGCUGUCUGUUUCGUCGGCGGACGGGUAG